Contarinia nasturtii (swede midge) is the source of this 786-nucleotide messenger RNA. RefSeq lists its product as uncharacterized. Lineage: Eukaryota; Metazoa; Arthropoda; Insecta; Diptera; Cecidomyiidae. The record is from RefSeq and is a predicted model, not a curated record. The transcript has 2 exons. The annotation marks the transcript as partial.
AUGUAUAAUUUUAACAGAUUGAAAACCACCUACCGUCAAUUCGAAAUUGAUUUACGGUUCGAAGACAAGGUGCCAAAUUCUACUGAUUUUCCGGCAAAACACUCAGAUAGAGGGCAUCAAAUGGAAAGCAAAGGGUCAAUUCCAAAGAUUGAUUUAAUCGAAAUCGAUGAUUCAAGCGAUGAAGAAGGUCCCAGAGGAAGCACCAAGAACAAUUCGACUCAAGUGAUUCGAAAGCAGAAAAACCCGUCUUUUCAUGGAAGUACUGCUUUUGAUUCUGUUCAACGUAAGCACCAUGCAACCAUAGGAAAUAGCACGUUGACAAAACGGACCAAAGAUCGCAAUGAAUCUCGCAUUGGCUCAACAACAAUCAAAAGACGACGAUUCGAUAAGGAAAUAAGUUCAUUCUUUGAUGGCCGCCAGACUGAAUCAAGUGCCUUUGAUAAUUUUUUCCAAACUGUGGCAGCCAAUCGCCAGCAGACUAAUCAACAUCGAGCAAUAAUCAGUUCCGGAAGCAACACUCGAUCGAUGUUGGGUGAAAGUCGAGUAUCCAGAAUCCCUAUGCAAAGGACUUUAGCUGAAACAAAUCAAAUCGCCAAUUUUGGAAAUAUCCCAAUUUUUGAUCAUCGCAUUAAAACAGAGAGCACAAGUUCAAUUGACACAUCAACAGGAACAUACGGUGGCCCCUUCAUAAUUAACAAAUCCAACCUCACUGUUGACGACAAUUUAGUUGUUGAUUCAAGUGAAAUUGCUUCCAACGAACGACGAGAUGAAACCAGAAGUGAAGGG